UCUCCAUGCAAAUAAUAUGGCGGUGACAACAAAAUCUUGACUAUAAUAUAAACUACGCCACUGCUGUACAAGUAAAAGAGAAAUUGCCCGCAAAAUAAUGCCAACUUCAGACUUAUUCACCAAGCCUCCCCAGCAGCCAGUCCGAAAGCCCGGCCAAUUAUCCAAGGAUCAAGUCACGCAAUAUUUCGAAGAGGGUUUUCUGCUAGUGCAAGAUUUCUUCAAAAAGGAAGAACUAGAGCCUGUCUUAAAAUGCAUUGAGCAUUUGGUUGAUGAACUUGCUGAAAAACUUCAUAAAGCUGGAAAAAUAAAAGAAAAAUAUGAAAAUGCCUCUGUCUUCGAAAGAUUAACCUUUAUUGACAAUGAAUUUCCCGGAGCUGCAAUCCUGAUUCAUAAGUAUGGUGAAAUGACUAAGGAAUUUUCUGACCUUUGGACAAAUGAAAGGCUUUUAAAUGUUGUUGAACAAUUCAUAGGACCAGAGAUUGCAGGUCAUCCAGUCUGGAACCUGAGAGCAAAGAUACCCAAAAGUGAGCAAGCUACAGUUCCAUGGCACCAAGAUAAUGCAUAUAUGUCCUUUGAAGCUGGUGAGGUAUUAGUACCAACAGCUUGGAUUCCUUUUCUGGAUACAAAUAUGGAAAAUGGCUGUAUGGAGGUAGCACGGUAUGGCCACAAAUCUGGAGUUCUUGCUAAACACACAUGUUGUGCUGGACCUACUUGGUAUGUUGAUCUUGAUGUAAAAGAGAUGCAGACAACUUUAGGCGUGGAUAUGGAAAACGAUGUUGUUUUGUGUGAGGUGCCAUUUGGAGGUGUUCUGUUUAUUAACAAUCUGGUACCACACAGAAGCCUGAAAAAUUAUUCCAAAAACAUUAGAUGGACGAUGGAUUUACGAUGGCAGGUUCCAGACAAGCCUAAUGGUUUUUAUGGUUUAAAGGAAAACAUUUUACUUCGAACUGGAAAGGACCCCAAUCAUGUCAUCGACUGGGAAGCAUUCGCUGUGGAUCGUAACAAGUUGCAAGAGAACUAUGUAAAUGAAAAAACAAAUAUCGACAAGAAGGAGUAUGUUGAAGAUCCUGAAUUUGACACGACGAUCUCAGGGCCGUGGAUGGAUCGUUGGGAGAUUGUUAAUCACAAUAAACACACGGAUUCUUUCAAAAAGAGUUCGACAUGAUCAAUACAUUGAAACUAUAUGAAGAUUAAUCUAAUAUUAAUAAUGGACGCUAAAAAAUAGCACUUUACAACAAUAAUAGCUCAUUUUUUCAAGGCCGAAAUUGACAAGAAAAAAGAGGGAUAAACUAAGGGAUCUUGCCACAAAAUUAAGACAUUCGAAUUAACAUUUACUGCAUUUAUAAAUUUUAGUUUUUUAUAGUUUCCAUAUGCUAAUUUACGCAAUUUUUA
Messenger RNA from Dendronephthya gigantea, 1392 nucleotides. RefSeq lists its product as uncharacterized. The record is from RefSeq and is a predicted model, not a curated record. Bases 98 to 1165 code for a protein of 355 amino acids. The transcript has 11 exons. Lineage: Eukaryota; Metazoa; Cnidaria; Anthozoa; Malacalcyonacea; Nephtheidae.